Molecule: messenger RNA, 355 nt
Organism: Anopheles coustani
Lineage: Eukaryota; Metazoa; Arthropoda; Insecta; Diptera; Culicidae
Product: ATP synthase membrane subunit K, mitochondrial-like
Exons: 3
Coding region: 81-233 (50 amino acids)
Source: RefSeq, a predicted model, not a curated record
CGCAGAAGUUUGACAUUUCGAUUCCGACUUUUUCUUUACUGUUCCAGUCGUAAGCUACCGUAAUCGCUCUUCAAAUUAAAAUGGCUGGUGGAGGUGAUGAAAGCAAAUUGACCGGACUUUCCCGUUAUUUCAACGGCGAAACCAUGCGAGGCCGCGCUAAUGUAGCCAAAGCUACCUACGCAUCCAUCGGUCUUCUGAUUCUGUAUUUCUCACUCAAACCCAGCAAGAAGUAGACGCACAUACCAGUCUGAGAAGAUGGAAGUCUACUUUUCUUAAGAUGUGUGAGCGUUGCUUAAGCAUGGCAGUGAAAAUGAAAAUACAUUAUGCAACAGUUGAGUAAAAUCUAGCACCUCAA